This is a messenger RNA of Rhododendron vialii, 1293 nucleotides long. RefSeq names its product homeobox-leucine zipper protein HOX11-like. The record is from RefSeq and is a predicted model, not a curated record. Gene Ontology annotation, biological process: regulation of DNA-templated transcription. NCBI's taxonomy places the organism in Eukaryota, Viridiplantae, Streptophyta, Magnoliopsida, Ericales, Ericaceae. The coding region runs from base 109 to 1131 and encodes 340 amino acids. The transcript is spliced from 4 exons. Gene Ontology annotation, molecular function: sequence-specific DNA binding; DNA-binding transcription factor activity, RNA polymerase II-specific.
UUUAUACUAUAUUUACCUCUCACUCCCUAAUCUCUUUCGCUCUCCUCAAUCAAAGACACCUCUCUCUCUCUCUCUCUCUCUCUCUCUCUCUCUCACACACACAAAAAAAUGGAUUUGGCUUUGAGCUUGGGUGAAACACCAAAGACAUUAAAAUUUCUUGAAAAGGCUCAAAAAAAGAAAAAAAGCAUGGGGUUUUGCAUGGGCUUAGAAGGACCUGAACACAUCAUCAAAGGCAAUAGUAGAUCGGAAAUACUUGUAGGUGAAGAAGAAGAAGAGAAAAGCGGCUCAUCAGAUCCACCGGUCCAGCUCGAUCUUCUUCCCUCCACUCCGGUUCAACACAAUAUUCAACCACUCUCACAGUCACACCUCCCUUUUCCAUGGCUGACUCCAAACUUGUUAGGUGAACCGGGUUCGUCUGAUAGACCGGAAACAGAGGUAGGAGUGAAACGGGGGCGGUGGUCGGCAACGGAAGAUGGCGAGGAUGGGGCGGUGCAGUCGUCUCCAAAUAGCACUGUCUCAACUUUAAUACAGAUGGAUAUUCCUCACUACUUGUCGAAUAUAGUAUAUACAAGUGAUCAACGAUCAGGAGGCCAUCAAGUUUCUAAUUCAAGAGCAAGUACUGAUGAAGAAGAGAUCAUUAAUGGAUUGAACCGCAAAAAACUCAGGCUUUCAAAAGAGCAAUCGGCUUUUCUUGAAGAGAGCUUCAAAGAACACACCACCCUCAAUCCUAAACAAAAGCUUGCUCUUGCAAAGCAGUUGAAUCUUCGUCCUCGACAAGUAGAAGUGUGGUUCCAGAAUAGAAGAGCAAGGACAAAGUUGAAGCAGACAGAGGUAGAUUGUGAGUACUUAAAGACAUGGUGUGAGACACUGACCGAUGAAAACAGAAGAUUACAAAAGGAGGUUCAAGAUUUAAGAGCUCUGAAGACGUCUCAACCUUUCUACAUGCAACAUCCUGCCACCACUCUCACCAUGUGCCCUUCCUGUGAACGUGUGGCCUCCGCCACCAGUAGUGCCGCCACUGCUGCCACCGCCAAACCUAGAUCGUGUCCCUCUACAACGACCUCUAAAACCCAAGUCCAAGCCCAAGACCAACGGACCGGUUCAUUAGAUCAGGCAAAGACCACAAUGUAGUGUGUUUUGCAUGUACAUGUAUAUAUUUUGGCCAUUAUUCAUAGUGUGGCUUGAUCCAUUUUUCUCCCUUUUGAAUCCGUGAUUUUUUUAAUUGAUUACUUAUGGAAAGAGAGUAUAGAAGAGAUUAAUUUGAUGUUCUGGGAAUUUUUUUGGAGGGAGCAA